ACAAGAAGCAAAUGCCCAGAACAGGCGUUUGACACUCGAAGAUUUAGAAGAUUCGUGGGAUAGAGGUUUACCACGUAUUAAUACUCUUUUUUCAAAAGAUCGUCAUACCUUAGCGUAUGAUAAAGGUUGGAGGGUUAGAACUGAAUUCAAAAGUUAUCAAAUAUUAAAGAACAAUCCAUUUUGGUGGACACAUUCUAGACAUGAUGGUAAAUUAUGGUGCUUAAACAAUUAUCGAUCUGAUAUGAUUCAAGCUUUAGGUGGUGUUGAAGGAAUAUUAGAGCACACACUUUUUAAAGGUACAUACUUUUCCACAUGGGAAGGUCUCUUCUGGGAAAAAGCUUCUGGAUUCGAAGAAAGUAUGCGAUACAAAAAAUUGACAAAUGCUCAAAGAUCCGGUCUCAACCAAAUUCCUAAUCGUCGAUUUACAUUAUGGUGGUCUCCUACAAUUAAUCGAGCUAACGUGUAUGUUGGUUUUCAAGUCCAAUUAGAUCUUACAGGUAUAUUUAUGCACGGAAAAAUACCAACACUAAAAAUAUCAUUGAUCCAAAUUUUCCGAGCUCAUUUAUGGCAAAAAAUACAUGAGAGUGUUAUUAUGGAUUUAUGUCAAGUUUUUGAUUCUGAACUUGAGAGCUUGCAAAUUGAGACAGUACAAAAAGAAUCCAUUCAUCCUAGAAAAUCUUACAAAAUGAAUUCCUCAUGUGCCGACAUUUUAUUAUUUGCUUCUUACAAAUGGAACGUCUCAAAACCUUCUCUAUUAAAUGAUAAUAAAGAUGUAAUGGAUGGCACAACAACAUCACGAUGGUUUGUUGAUUGCCAAUUAAGAUGGGGAGAUUUCGACUCUCAUGACAUAGAGAGAUAUACUAGAGCCAAAUUCUUAGAUUAUUCCACAGAUAAUAUGAGUAUUUAUCCUUCACCUUUUGGUAUAAUGAUAGGAAUUGAUCUUGCGUAUAAUUUACAUAGUGCUUAUGGUCACUGGAUUCCUGGAAUGAAACCAUUAAUUCAAUCAGCAAUGGCGAAAAUAAUGAAAGCCAAUCCAGCUUUAUACGUUUUACGGGAACGUAUACGAAAAGGUUUACAAUUAUAUAGUGCAGAACCUACUGAACCAUAUUUAUCAUCACAGAAUUAUUCAGAAUUAUUUUCAAAUCAAAUUAUUUGGUUUGUAGAUGAUACAAACGUAUAUCGUGUAACUAUUCAUAAAACUUUUGAAGGUAACUUGACAACUAAACCGAUUAAUGGAGCUAUUUUCAUUUUCAAUCCAAGAACGGGACAAUUAUUCUUAAAGAUUAUUCAUACUUCUGUGUGGGCUGGACAAAAACGUUUGGGACAAUUGGCAAAAUGGAAAACCGCCGAAGAAGUGGCAGCUUUGAUUCGUUCAUUGCCAAUCGAAGAACAACCUAAACAAAUUAUUGUUACUCGAAAGGGAAUGUUGGAUCCUUUAGAAGUGCAUUUAUUAGAUUUCCCUAACAUUGUCAUUAAAGGAAGUGAAUUACAAUUACCAUUCCAAGCUUGUUUGAAAUUAGAAAAGUUUGGCGACUUAAUUCUUAGAGCAACGGAACCUCAAAUGACAUU
This is a messenger RNA of Dentiscutata erythropus, 1569 nucleotides long. The record is from the annotation of a GenBank genome assembly. NCBI's taxonomy places the organism in Eukaryota, Fungi, Glomeromycota, Glomeromycetes, Diversisporales, Gigasporaceae.